AUGCAGCGGUCGGGAGAGCCAAGCGCCGCGCUCUACGGCCCGCUCGAGGGCUGCGCGGACCAUCGGCCGCACAGAUACCGCAGCUUCAUGAUCGAGGAGAUUCUCACCGAGCCACCGGGGCCCAAGGGCGCUGCGCCAGCCGCCGCUGCUGCCGUGGCCGCGGGCGAGCUGCUCAAGUUUGGCGUGCAGGCGCUGCUAGCGGCACAGCCCUUCCACAGCCACCUGGCAGUGUUAAAGGCUGAACAAGCUGCUGUGUUCAAGUUUCCUUUGGCGCCGCUCAGCUGUUCUGGGCUAGGGUCUGCACUGCUUGCCGCUGGCCCUGGGCUGCAGGUUGCCUCGGGCACACCACACCUGCCGCUGGAGCUGCAGCUGCGAGGGAAGCUGGAGGCGCCAGGCCCAGGAGAGCCAGUUACCAAGGCCAAGAAGGGACGCCGAAGCCGAACAGUGUUCACUGAAUUGCAGCUGAUGGGCCUGGAGAAGCGCUUUGAGAAACAGAAGUACCUUUCCACACCAGACAGAAUAGAUCUGGCCGAGUCUCUGGGCCUGAGCCAGUUGCAAGUGAAGACGUGGUAUCAGAAUCGAAGGAUGAAGUGGAAGAAAAUAGUGCUCCAGGGCGGUGGUCUCGAGUCUCCCACCAAGCCCAAGGGGCGGCCCAAGAAGAACUCCAUCCCCACGAGCGAGCAGCUCACGGAGCAGGAGCGCUUUAAGGAGCUGGAGAAGCCGGCAGAGGCGCCUGGAGAGCCCAGGGACCGGAGCUGCGAUCACUGA
Messenger RNA from Elephantulus edwardii (Cape elephant shrew), 768 nucleotides. RefSeq names its product homeobox protein BarH-like 1-like. The transcript is spliced from 4 exons. Bases 1 to 768 code for a protein of 255 amino acids. The record is from RefSeq and is a predicted model, not a curated record. NCBI's taxonomy places the organism in Eukaryota, Metazoa, Chordata, Mammalia, Macroscelidea, Macroscelididae. Gene Ontology annotation, molecular function: RNA polymerase II transcription regulatory region sequence-specific DNA binding; DNA-binding transcription factor activity, RNA polymerase II-specific. Gene Ontology annotation, cellular component: nucleus. Gene Ontology annotation, biological process: regulation of transcription by RNA polymerase II.